Messenger RNA from Penicillium nucicola, 714 nucleotides. Its product is annotated as OB fold domain-containing protein. Lineage: Eukaryota; Fungi; Ascomycota; Eurotiomycetes; Eurotiales; Aspergillaceae. Gene Ontology annotation, biological process: double-strand break repair via homologous recombination; resolution of meiotic recombination intermediates. The transcript has a single exon. Gene Ontology annotation, cellular component: nuclear body; RecQ family helicase-topoisomerase III complex. Bases 1 to 714 code for a protein of 237 amino acids. The record is from RefSeq and is a predicted model, not a curated record.
AUGGCUAGUUCCGAUCAAAUCGCCGCUCAGAUUUUGAGCUCCAAAUCGCUCUCUGUGUCUUCAACUUGGCUCAAUGCCUUCCUAUCCUCCGGCACGGCACCACGAAAUGUCCCCGCCUCGGCGCUGGCGCAGACAGCUAUUUUCCGCCUUCUAGCUUCCGAUAUCAGAGAGUCUCUCUCCAGGCACCGGUCUUGUGUUCUACCUCCCAAUAUUGCAACCCCGACUGUCCAAGAGCUACGCCUGCAGGGCGCCAUCCCGGUACAGGUCCUAGACAUCGAAGACAUCGGCACAAGUCUGUGGAGUCAGAUCGAAGCCAUUGAGCGAGUUGAGCGAGGAGAAGCUAUCCGCGGUCGUGAAAUCGUACGCACUAUCGCUAUUGGCGAGGACCCCGAGGCCUCGGAGAACAAUCGUUCAAAUAAUAAUAUCGCUGCACCAGGCAAUAGUGGAUCAGGACCACAUCGCUUGAUGAUCCAGGACGCAGCUGGGACUGUCGCUAUUGGAGUUGAGAUGCAGCGGAUUGAGGGAAUAUCUCUAGAUAAGCCUGGUAUUGGGGCAAAGCUUUUGCUUCGGAAUCCUACGGUUGCUCGCGGAAUGGUACUGCUUACGCCGGCGACUGUAACUGUGUUGGGGGGCAAGAUCGAAGCUUUGGAUAAGAACCGGAAAGAAGGGAGGAAGGCGAGGUUAUUAGAAAAGACAUCUUCUCUGGAUGUUUGA